Molecule: messenger RNA, 1227 nt
Organism: Kluyveromyces lactis
Lineage: Eukaryota; Fungi; Ascomycota; Saccharomycetes; Saccharomycetales; Saccharomycetaceae
Exons: 1
Coding region: 1-1227 (408 amino acids)
Biological process (GO): regulation of cyclin-dependent protein serine/threonine kinase activity; G2/M transition of mitotic cell cycle
Cellular component (GO): nucleus; cytoplasm; centrosome
Molecular function (GO): cyclin-dependent protein serine/threonine kinase regulator activity
Source: RefSeq, a predicted model, not a curated record
AUGAGACCGAGAACCAGGAGCAGCUGGAGUGUUAGUGACGCAGAAGCAAUGGAGAAGUCUUCACACCAAAGGAAACGUGUCGCGCUAUCGGAGCAGCCACUCCACGAUAAUAAACUGAAAUCUUCAGUCGGGUCAUUGAGGAAUUCACAAGUCGAUGAAGGUAAAAAUAAGAUAUAUGGGAACUCUUCACAGACAACGAGUUCAGUGUCGUUGAAAAGACAGAUAUACCGUGAUGAUGAUGAUGAGGAACAAAAAUCAGAUGUGCGUUCAGAUGAUGAUAUUCUAGAGCCCAGGAAAAGUCAUAAGAGACUGAAAUGCGAGAGCUUAGAAAGACGUAGAGAAGAAUUGGACUCCCAGGAUAAAGAAGAUGUAACGAUGUGUUAUGAUUAUUCGGAUGAUAUUUUUGACCAUCUUUACACGAGACAGUUUGAAACUACGCCAAAGAUCAAUUAUUUGAAGGAUAAAAAUUACGAAUUUUACUUGAGACCGACGAUGAGAUCGAUCCUCGUUGAUUGGAUUAUAGAGGUUCAUUGUAAGUUUCAACUGUUACCGGAAACGUUGUACCUUUCGAUAAACCUCAUGGAUAGAUAUCUUUCUUUUAACAAAGUUACAUUACCAAAGUUACAAUUAAUUGCAAUCACGUCUUUAUUGAUUGCCGCCAAGUUUGAGGAGGUGAAUCUUCCUAAGCUAUCAAAUUACUCAUAUAUCACAGAUAAUGCUUACAGCAACGAUGAAAUCAAACAGGCCGAGUUUGUCAUUCUGAAUAAACUGGAAUACAACAUCGGAUGGCCUAACCCAUUAAAUUUUCUACGAAGAAUAUCCAGAUGUGAUGAGUACGAUUCAAUCACUAGAACUUUGGGCAAGUGUUUAAUUGGAUAUAUGAUUUCGUGCCCACACUUCAUCGACGUAGUGCCUUCUAAGAUUGCGUCCGUGGCAAUGUUCACUGCACAAAGAAUCGUGCAUGAAGACUUCCAAUGGGACGAAUUAUGGGAUUAUUAUUCAUGCUUUUCAUUCAAAGAUAAUGAGAUAGAGUUAAAAGAGUUAUCACAAAUUCUGAUAAACGAUAUUGCUAAGCCAACAACACAACUUAAUGCAUUAAUUCACAAAUACAAAAAAAUUGGCACAUGGAACAAAAUCCAUGAUUGGUGUUUGAAGCACUGUACUUAUGAAGAGCUGAACCCUAGCGACUACGCUUCAUCAUCACCUGCAUCUUCCACUUCACUAUGA